AUGUCUACAACCGAGGAGAGACGAGUCACCUCCUGGAGCAAUGCCUCUCAGCUGCAAGCACGAGACUUCACCAACUGCUCAGCUGCAGUGGAGACUGUCGAAUCUCUGGAUCUCGACUGCAGUAAUGCCACCAGGACGGAGCGUCGAGUGGAGCUGGGACUAGGGAAGGAACAAACGUGCUCGGGAUCAUUGUGUUUCACGGUAGCGUUCUCCAUGUUCCUCUCGCGGCAGGGGAGAGGGGCAGACCGUCGUGGAGGCAAUUGCAACACUCAACGAGGUCAUCAUGUCAAUUGUCAGACUCCGUCAUGUGGUGAGUUUUCGCCCGUUGGAAUUGCCUCCAUAAUCAUGGGUGAAUUACUGAAAGUGGAAGAUUUCGUGGGUCUGGUUCAGCAGAUUGGACUCUAUAUGGUCACCGUUCUGCUGGGGCUGUUCAUACACGGCUGCAUCACCUUGCCCCUGUUGUUUCUGGUACUGACGAGGUCGAACCCAAUCAAGUUGGUGAGGCACACUGCACAGGCUCUCCUGACUGCUUUCGGGACAUCUUCGAGGUUUGUAAAUUGUUUUCCUUUCUGUGCUUAUUCAACGGUUCUUUCUCGAUAUCCCUAUCCUCCUUUGCUCUACUCAAAGCCUUUUCAUGUUCUGCAGCUCUACCAGUCACGAUCCCAGUGUCUGGAAGAGAAAGCCGGAGUUGACUCGAGAGUCACGAGAUUCAUGCUCCCUGUUGGAGCUACCAUCAACAUGGACGGCACAGCUCUCUACGAGGCUGUAGCCGUUGUGUUCAUAGCUCAAGUCGAGGGAGUAAACAUGAAUUUUGCCACACUUCUCAUUAUCUGUAUCACAGCCAUAGCAGCCAGUAUAGGAGCAGCAACAGUGUCCAGUGCAGGACUGGUGACAAUGCUGAGGGAGGGACUAGUGGACGACUCCCUACAGACCAGAACAGCUACACUAUCGACAAGCUAAGGAGUGGAACUAGCUAUGACAUCACUGUUACAGUAGUCAACCCUGCUGGGAACUCUUCCACCACCUUCACUCGCUCUACU
Molecule: messenger RNA, 1040 nt
Organism: Geodia barretti
Lineage: Eukaryota; Metazoa; Porifera; Demospongiae; Tetractinellida; Geodiidae
Source: the annotation of a GenBank genome assembly